ACGUCCCUUUGGAACAGGAUGGCUGACUUCGAAAACGUCAAUUGCUUUGCAUACGAACAAAGUUCGAAGUUCGAUAAAGCAUCCGCAGUAUUUAUUAUAUUACAUCAUAUUUUGAAACGCAUUAACUCGGUAGUCGAUGCGCAGUGAUACAGAAAAUCGUGCAUCACUAAGAAACUUGAUGCUUUUUAAAGUUUGAACGCAAUGAUGGCGGACUCAGAUUGUGAAUCUAGCAAAAAAUGGAAUUAUGAACGUAAAAAGCUGCUUCUGACCACCCGACUGCGUUAUGAGGGCGAUUUCGCUGCCAAACGCAAAAAACGGUCAGUGCUGUGGGAGAGAAUAUUAAAUAAUAUUAAAGAAGUUGACGCCAAAUUCCCAUUCAGCCGUGAUGAAAUAACCAGGAAAUUUCUCAAUUUUAUGGUAACUUAUAAACGAAUUAAGAAGAGAAACAAUACAUCAGGAGAAGCUGCCACCCACUGGGAAUUUUACGAGGAAAUGGACGAUGUUUACGGCACUCGCAGCGAUGUGGCCGUUCCUCAGGAGACUUUAGAUUCAUCGCUAUACGACAUAUUGAGUGGAACCGGUGAUACUAACGAUUUUCGUGAGUUAGAUAGCACAUCGCCAAAGUCGAAACCAAAAUCAGAUCGAAAGAAGUGCGAAGUUCUAAGUUUUUUUGGAAAAAGAAGCCUCUGCAGACAAAGAAAUUUUAAAAGAGUUGAUGCAGGUAGAAAAAGAAAAGCUGGAAGUGGAAAAACAAAAAGUGGAAGAAAUGCGAAGCCUCCGUUUGCUACUGACAUCUAUGUCUAAUAACCAGUAGAAUACAUAGCUGUGCAUAGCACAUUUACGACUUAUUUUAAACGUUUUUGUCGAUGUUAUACUUGUAUUUUUAAAUAUUCA
Bactrocera tryoni is the source of this 894-nucleotide messenger RNA. RefSeq lists its product as uncharacterized. The record is from RefSeq and is a predicted model, not a curated record. Bases 202 to 804 code for a protein of 200 amino acids. The transcript is spliced from 2 exons. NCBI's taxonomy places the organism in Eukaryota, Metazoa, Arthropoda, Insecta, Diptera, Tephritidae.